Molecule: messenger RNA, 1803 nt
Organism: Syngnathus acus (greater pipefish)
Lineage: Eukaryota; Metazoa; Chordata; Actinopteri; Syngnathiformes; Syngnathidae
Gene: taf15
Product: TAF15 RNA polymerase II, TATA box binding protein (TBP)-associated factor
Exons: 16
Coding region: 144-1502 (452 amino acids)
Biological process (GO): regulation of DNA-templated transcription
Cellular component (GO): nucleus
Molecular function (GO): transcription coregulator activity; RNA binding
Source: RefSeq, a predicted model, not a curated record
GAAGUGAGCGAAGAAGAGUAUCCAUAAGGGAAGUGAAGUAGGUUGGCCUAGCACCAGCACCCAACCUAGCGGCGUUCGAUAGUCACCGAGUGAUUUUAAUAGAUUCUCUGGAGAAACACGCCGUCCGAUUUUAGGAUAGCAUAAUGGCCACCGAUUCGGGUUAUGGACAGCAUGGUGGCUCACAGGGUUAUGGCUCUUAUGGUGGUCAGCAGAGUGGACAGAGUUAUGGUCAAGGUCAAGGAAAUGGUGGAAGUACUUAUGCGGGCCAAAGCUAUGGUGCUUAUGGAGGUCAGCCAUCUGGCACACAAGAGGGAUUUGGCCAGUCCCAGGCAGGUUAUGGGCAGCAACAGUCUUUUGAUAGUUUUGGCCAGGAUUCAGCUGGCGAGAAGUCAUUUGGGCAAUCGGCGACAUAUGGUGCUCAAGGGCAAAGUGGAGAGAGCUUUGGCCAACAAGGAUCAUUCAGUGCCCAGGGACAAGCUGGUGCAGGUGGUGGCAGUGGUUACGGAAGAUGGAGUGAAGGCGAAAGUGGUGGACAGGGUAGCCGGUAUGGCCGUGACCAAGGAGACCGACCAGAAGGAGGCGGUGGUUACAGAGGCCGAGGUCGCGGCGGGUACGACCGUGGCGGCUACGACCGAGGCGGUUACGAGCGUGGCGGUUAUGACCGCAGUGGUGGCUAUGACCGUGGUGGCUAUGAUCGUGGUGGAAGAGGCGGACAUCCUGGAAUGGGAGGUGGUGACCGUGGUGGCUUCAAAAAUUUCGGUGGCUCUCGAGACUACGGCUCAAGGGAUGAAUCGGGUGGGGAUCAGGACAACUCUGACAACAACACCAUUUUUGUCCAAGGCCUGGGCGAAGAGGCCACGGUACAGGAAGUGGGCGACUUCUUCAAGCAAAUUGGCAUUAUUAAGGUCAACAAGAAGACUGGUCAGCCAAUGAUCAACCUCUACUCUGACAAGGCCACUGGCCGACCAAAGGGUGAAGCUACAGUGUCCUUUGAUGACCCGCCUUCUGCCAAAGCUGCCAUUGACUGGUUCGAUGGCAAAGAAUUCCACGGUAAACCCAUCAAAGUAUCAUUUGCCACCCGCAGAGCUGAGUUCACGCAGCGGGGCGGAGGACGAGGGGGUGGAAGAGGAGGAGGAGGAGGAGGAGGAGGAGGAGGAUUCAGAGGUCGCGGUGGUGGAGGUCCCAGCUUUGACAUGAAGGGAGGAGACUGGCCUUGUCCCAACAGCUCGUGCGGCAACAUGAAUUUUGCACGGCGGCAAGAGUGCAACAAGUGUGGUGCUCCCAAACCUGGAGAUGCUGGAGGAGGAUUUGGAGAUCGUGGAGGCAGAGGUGGUUAUGGUGGCGAUAGAGGGGGUGGAUUCCGCGGACGUGGAGGAUUCCGUGGUGGAGACCGGGGUGGCUAUGGUGGUGACCGUGGUGGUGGUGGUGGUGGAUAUGGAGGGGGAUACAAAAUGGGAGGAAGAGGUGACCGGAGGGAUGACAGAAGAGAGCGGCCAUAUUAAAAUGUUGAGCAGAUGAACAUGGCUCCAGCCACAGAGUCCACCAUAGUCAAAGUGUGGGAUAAAAUAGACAUUUUGACUUGGGCCCAUUUUUCAUAGACUGCAGCAAGUCAUGAAUAUUGUUCCAUCUAUAUGUGCGGCAAUUUGUACUAUGACAAAGACUCACUGGCUGUGGCAUGUGCUCAAAAAAUGUUUUAUUUUCUUUGUACGUGUGGUAGACUUCGUACCUUUUGUUUUGUAUGAACGGAGCAAAAUGUUUUACUUUGUUUCUCUUCUCCCAACAAAUAUUAAACUGUGAUCUUUC